Messenger RNA from Staurois parvus, 637 nucleotides. The record is from the annotation of a GenBank genome assembly. Lineage: Eukaryota; Metazoa; Chordata; Amphibia; Anura; Ranidae.
GCCCACAACCCUUCCUCAGGGGACCAUCAACAUGAACCAGUGCACAGACGUUAUAGACGCAGAGAGCCGCACUGGUCAGAAGUACUCUCUCUGCAUCCUCACCCCCGAGGAGCAUUUUAUCCGGGCCGAGAACAAAGAAAUCAUUAAUGGUUGGUUGGAGAUGUUGAUUGUGUACCCAAAGACCAACAAGCAGAAUCAGAAGAAGAAGAGGAAAGUGGAGCCCCCUACUCCGCAGGAACCCGGACCGGCAAAAAUGGCAGCAACCAGUACCGGGAUCCCUAGCGCUGAGAAGGUUCCAGCCACCAAAUCUACACUGUGGCAGGAGGAGGUAAAGGGCAAAGAUGGGCAAGACAGUAGCAGCAGCAGCAGCCCCAUGCAGAGCCCCAUUCAGGUGCCCUCUUCCCCGAGUGAGCCUCUACCGGACAACAAAGGAGAUGGAGGAAUGGUGAACGGAGACCGCGUUGACGGCGGACGUAAAACACGCGUGGAAAGCGGCUAUUUCUCCUUAGAGAAGACGAAAGAUUUGAAAACGGAAGAACAGCCUUCACAAACGCCUCCCUCGCCCUCAACGCCCGAUGUCCCCAGCAGGCGCUCUCUGGUUAUCGAGAAGUUUGAAGCUCUGGAUAUCGAGAAGGCA